CCAUCAUCAUCAUCAUGCCUGGGAGAAAAGCCGGCUCCACCUCUCUGGAAAAGGAGCUGCCCUCCCCCGUGAGCGUGCCAGUUGGACUGGUCCUGGCCCUGACCCUGCCUGUAUCCCUGGCUGUUCUGUGGAAGUUCAGCCUCCCCCUGCUGGCUGUGUCUGUACUGGGGGAGGAGGCUGUACAGAGGGUCACAGAUGUGGCAUUUGACCUAGCUGCCCAUUUCACCUCGCCGUGCCCGGUGUGGAUCCCCCACGCUGAGCGGCGCUGGCUGCAGCAGCCGUCAGACAGACAGAUCCGCCGAGUCAGCAACAUCAGCAGGAGGGAGUUUGUCAUGGUGGUCAACAGGGGAGAGCCUGUCAUCAUCACGGAUGCCAUGCAAGGUUGGGAAAGCUUGAACAGAUUUGAUUGUGACUACUUCAUCAAGACAUACCCCACAGCUGAAUAUUUUGACUGGCAAAAAGGCCAUAAGAUCCGGUUUGGUGACAUCCCUACAGUAUACGGAGGAGACCCAGACUCCUGGAAAUGUGCCAGCGGCUACUUCGACACAUUCUGGGACACCAACAUGAAGGCAGCAGUGGACUGGUUAGCCCAGGUCCCGGAGCCGUACUUCCUACCUGAGGGCAGCCUGACCGCCAGCACGGCCGGACACGUCAGGGCACCCAUGAUGACUGGAUUCUUAGGAACACCUGGGACAGGUGUGUCGCCUCACCUGGACGAGACCUGCGAAACUUUCAUGACUGUACAGUUCUCAGGUGUGAAGAACUGGAGUCUGUCCUGGCCAGAGGUGCAUGAUGGGAAGCUCAGGUGGUCUCCGCCUAUGGUUUUCACCUUGAACCCUGGAGAGAUCAUGCUGUGGUACGUGGGCAUGAGGCAUCACACGGAAGUUGUCUCCGGCUGUUCCCUGAGUUUCAGCUACAGAUUCAGCACCCCUGCCCCCAUGAACUACUUUGAGAAGCUCAGGAACGCUCUGCAGUCGUUUCCCCAGGAGGAGAUAAGGAAACUGUUUGCUGAGACCAAAGCUAUGGAUGUGGACUAUGCAGAACACUGUGAAGUAAACAGGCAUGGGGACAGAGUACAUCUCAGCUGAGAAAGAAAAUCAUUAAGUUAAACUUGAAGACUAAAUUAGAAAGGCUUAAUUAGAAAGUUCUGUGCUGAGACCAAAGCUAUGGAUGUGGACUAUGCAGAACACUGUCAAGUAAACAGGCAUGGGGACAGAGUACAUCUCAGCUGAGAAAGAAAAUCAUAAAGAUCUCUGAAAUAUUUUCAGUAUAACGUAAUGUUACUACUUAGAGUACAGUUCAGAUGUUCAUGGUACACGAUGGCUAAGUUAGAAAUCUCUUUGCUGAAAGCUAAAGAUGUAGACUUUACAGUAAACAGUAGAGUAGGCAGGCAUGGGGAGAGCUCAGCUUGCAGAACACUGUAGGGUAGAAAGGUAUGGGGACCAGAUACAUGUCAGUUGACAAAAAUCAUUUACAGGGACCAUGGUUGACAGAUGAUGAUGAUGCCUGGGAGUAAACCUGGGGAUGUGAACAGAUAUAGAAAAGUGGUACAGAAUGUAACAGAAACAUAGAGAAAGUGACCUGUCCACAAAAAAAUUGUUGGUACUCGGAAACCAGAACAUCAGAACAACACAAUGUUGACAGGGUACAAAAAAUGUACAUCUUGUUGUAAGGAUGGUGGGUGUAGAAGUCAUACUACAUAAUUAUCAAGUGAGAGAACUAUCUUCAGGGACUUAAGUAAUGGAUGUGGACAUUGCAAAUUAUCUUAGGGUGGUUUUGUGCAUUAUACUAAUCAAGAGCAAUAUAAAAAAAGUAAGAUUGACAGCACUAUAUUUUAAGACUAUGCAAUCAAAACCAAUGACAAUUUUACAAAAAGAUGAGUAAAAAAGGAAGGAAUUGUAAAAUUAUGGGUGUUUAAUAAACUUUGUCAAAGCUAAAUAAUUUUCAUAAUACCAACCAAGCACCACAAAGCACCACAAGAAAAUUAGUGUAUAUACAUGAUACAUUUCUCACA
Branchiostoma belcheri (Belcher's lancelet) is the source of this 2014-nucleotide messenger RNA. RefSeq lists its product as uncharacterized. Bases 15 to 1088 code for a protein of 357 amino acids. Lineage: Eukaryota; Metazoa; Chordata; Leptocardii; Amphioxiformes; Branchiostomatidae. The transcript has 7 exons. The record is from RefSeq and is a predicted model, not a curated record.